AUGGUGAGAACCCCUUCCUGUGACAAAAGUGGACUCAGGAAAGGUACUUGGACUCCGGAGGAAGAUAGGAAGUUAAUUGCUUAUGUCACUAGGUAUGGUUGUUGGAAUUGGCGCCAACUUCCCAGGUUUGCAGGCCUGGCAAGGUGUGGGAAAAGUUGUAGAUUGAGAUGGAUGAAUUAUCUAAGGCCGAACAUCAAAAGAGGAAACUUCACUCAAGAAGAAGAAGAGCGCAUCAUUAGAAUGCACAAAAAACUUGGUAAUAGAUGGUCUGCCAUUGCAGCUGAGUUACCAGGAAGAACUGAUAAUGAAAUAAAAAAUCAUUGGCACACAACCCUCAAGAAGAGAUUUCAAGAGAACACUGUAACAAAUGAAGAAGUCAAAGCCUCCAAAACAAAAGAUAAAGAAUCCAAGAAAGGGAAAGACACGGUGUCCAACAAUGGUGUUACAGUUUUGCAAGUUAAUCCUCCAGCUACUUCACAGAUCUCAGACAAUACAGGUUCAUUAUCACCACUAUCAUCCUCUAGCGACUUCUCAUCCAUAAGCUCAGAUCAUUCCACAGCAGCCAGUAACGAAAAUUUUAUGUUUGAAGAUGACCUUGGUUUUCUGGAUGAAUUCACAGAGCCAGUGAGUGAGAAUUUCUGGACAGACCUAUAUCUGGACGACAUUUCCAACAACACAACAAUGCCAAGUGAUAUUAACGGUGCUUUUGAAAGUACAGAUGCUACCCAGAUCCUUGAUUCUCGUACACUAUCACCCCAUCAAUCUACCAGCGAAAGCAUGGUUGUGGAGAAUGAGUUUGGAAGCUUUCUCGAUGCAUACACAGAACCAACAGUAGAUAAUUUUUGGACACAGCCAUAUGUUGCUGACAUGUCCCAUGUUCCAAGCGAACUACUGGUCCCCUCCGUGGCAGAAUCUGAAUAUUUUUCUACCGUAUACGACGCUGAUCUGUGGGGUCAAAGUAAUUUGUAUGAUGAACACCUUAGCUUAUUCUAA
Molecule: messenger RNA, 993 nt
Organism: Abrus precatorius (Indian licorice)
Lineage: Eukaryota; Viridiplantae; Streptophyta; Magnoliopsida; Fabales; Fabaceae
Product: transcription factor MYB14-like
Exons: 3
Coding region: 1-993 (330 amino acids)
Source: RefSeq, a predicted model, not a curated record